UUUGGUGCAGAUGAAGUGAAGACUGUGUCAGUGAUGGAGGGAGGGACUGUCACUCUGGACCCUAAUCUCACUCAAAUAAAGGAAAUUUAUAAGAUUGUGUGGAGGUUUGGAGUUAAAGGUUCAAUCAUUGCUGACAGUUCUAACAAUGAUUCCUGGUUAAAUAACACUGAUGAGAGAUUCAAAGACAGACUGCAGCUGCAUCAGAAUGGAUCUCUGACCAUCAAGAACAUGAGAACCCAACACUCUGGACUUUAUCAACUACAGGUCGACCACAAAACUGUUGGAAACUCAAAUAAGUAUUUCAAUGUUACUGUUUUAGUACCAGAACGGUCUUCAGGUGCUACUGCAGGAAUAUGUGUUACUCUUUUACUGAUAGCUGCAGCUGGAGCUGCUGUUGCUUUUUACUAUCGCCACAGAAUCUGUGAUCCAAAGCGUUUAAUGGCUGAAGAAAAGAUGGUGUCAGGGACAGAAGGGAGAUCUGUCAAUCUAGAGACUGAUACUGAACUACAGAGAGGGGAUGAGAUCAAGUGGUGGUUUGAGGAUCUCAAACUCACUGAAUUCAGAAAAGAGACCAGUAAAAAAGAUGAUACAGAUCAAGAUUAUAUUGAAUGUGAUGUUGCUGAUGGAAGAUUCAGAAGCGAACUGGUGCUGAACAAGAAGACUGGAGAUCUCCUCAUCAAUAACAUCAGGACCUUUCACUCCGGACUCUACAAUCUACAGAUCAGCCGCAAAAACAGAAGAACUGAAUACAUGAGAUUCACUGUUACUGUCACUGUGAGUGAAUCAACUGAAGAGGAACCACUGGUGAAUAAAGAGGAAGAGCAGCAGGGGACUUCAGUUUAAUAAGACGUGCCAAUCACUGAACUCAACAUUUUUCUGCUUAUAUGAAGAAACAGAAAGAAAUAUUAUGUGGUUAGCUGUUAAACUCACAUUUAAGAAUGUUUUUAAAGGAGUCAUAUGAUGCUGCUAAAAAUACAAUUUAUUUUAUGUAUUUGGUGAAAUAUUUUGGUAAUGAAAUGUGUUCAUGCAGUUUAAGGUUAAA
Molecule: messenger RNA, 1042 nt
Organism: Carassius auratus (goldfish)
Lineage: Eukaryota; Metazoa; Chordata; Actinopteri; Cypriniformes; Cyprinidae
Exons: 4
Coding region: 34-843 (269 amino acids)
Source: RefSeq, a predicted model, not a curated record